Messenger RNA from Nematolebias whitei (Rio pearlfish), 736 nucleotides. RefSeq names its product pancreatic progenitor cell differentiation and proliferation factor B. NCBI's taxonomy places the organism in Eukaryota, Metazoa, Chordata, Actinopteri, Cyprinodontiformes, Rivulidae. Gene Ontology annotation, biological process: multicellular organism development; cell differentiation. The record is from RefSeq and is a predicted model, not a curated record.
GAGUCCAUCCAGCACGUUGCAGUGACCAACACUAGAAGAAUGGCAGCAAUACCAGCAGGCGGUUCUCUUGUGGCAACCACUGAUUACUACCGACGGCGCAUCGGCUCCACGUCCAGCAGCAGCUCCUGUGGCAGUUCGGAGUACAGUGGAGAGGUCAUUCCUCACCAUCCAGGUCUUCCCAAGCAGGACUCUGGCCACUGGUGGUCCAGUUUCUUCUUUGGGAAGCAGCCAGGAAUGACCCCAGUGACUGAGGAGGCACAGCAGAAGGCGGGGGUGUCUGGUGCAGUGACUAAUGGUCAGAUCACCUGCAUCGCCAAGGAGAUGGUGAUGCAGCGGCAGCCGAGUGAGAGCAGCGACGCGGGGAGCCCCGCCUCCUCGUGAUCUGCUGCUCACUCCUGCACCUGGGGGACCACGGACCAACGCUAGGUGACGGAGAAUGUCCCAUUGACAACCUUUUUCUUCUUUUUAAUGUUUGUUGUAGUAAAGCUGUUUUAUUGUAACAUUUGUCUUUUUUAUCGACCAAAAAGUGAUUUAAAAAAAAAAAAAAAAAAGUUGCAACUAUUAAGCGCCUGUCGUUUUGUUUUCUAACACUGUUGCUUUUGUACGUUUUGAUUCACGCUCACAUGUCCCUGGUCAUUGACACCAUGUCAUGUUGCACAUCCAAUAAAGUAGAGUGUUGCAGCCUAACGAGUGUUCUCAGUCAUUUUAAAGCUACCACUCAUUUAGAUCCUCUGUU